Eubalaena glacialis (North Atlantic right whale) is the source of this 1942-nucleotide messenger RNA. RefSeq names its product WD repeat-containing protein 48-like. Gene Ontology annotation, molecular function: ubiquitin binding. Lineage: Eukaryota; Metazoa; Chordata; Mammalia; Artiodactyla; Balaenidae. The record is from RefSeq and is a predicted model, not a curated record. Gene Ontology annotation, biological process: protein deubiquitination; double-strand break repair via homologous recombination.
AUGGAGUGUCAAUCAGCAAAGCAAGAUCCAUAUAUAGCAUCUAUGGAACACCAUACCGAUUGGGUAAAUGACAUUGUACUCUGUUGUAAUGGGAAAACAUUAAUAUCUGCUUCUUCUGAUACAACAGUAAAAGUAUGGAAUGCACAUAAGGGAUUUUGCAUGUCAACAUUAAGGACACAUAAGGAUUAUGUAAAAGCCUUAGCAUAUGCCAAGGAUAAAGAACUGGUAGCAUCGGCUGGGUUGGACCGACAAAUAUUCCUUUGGGAUGUGAAUACUCUAACAGCAUUGACUGCCUCAAAUAACACUGUCACAACUUCUUCUUUAAGUGGGAACAAAGAUUCCAUUUAUAGCCUGGCAAUGAAUCAACUGGGAACAAUCAUUGUAUCAGGGUCCACUGAGACGGUUUUAAGAGUAUGGGAUCCAAGAACAUGUGCAAAACUAAUGAAGCUUAAAGGGCACACGGAUAAUGUUAAAGCAUUGCUGUUGAACAGAGAUGGCACACAGUGCCUUUCCGGCAGUUCUGAUGGGACAAUUCGCCUUUGGUCCCUUGGCCAGCAGAGAUGUAUAGCAACGUACCGAGUGCAUGAUGAAGGUGUUUGGGCUCUACAGGUCAAUGACACCUUCACACAUGUGUACUCUGGAGGAAGGGACAGGAAGAUUUAUUGUACAGACCUAAGAAACCCUGACAUUCGGGUGCUAAUUUGUGAAGAAAAAGCACCAGUUCUCAAGAUGGAGCUUGACAGAUCAGCUGAUCCCCCUCCUGCAAUCUGGGUUGCAACAACGAAGUCUACAGUAAAUAAAUGGACAUUGAAAGGAAUUCAUAAUUUUAGAGCCUCUGGAGAUUAUGACAAUGACUGUACAAAUCCUAUAACACCCCUUUGUACACAACCUGACGAGGUUAUUAAAGGGGGUGCUAGUAUUAUUCAGUGUCACAUUCUUAAUGAUAAGAGACAUAUAUUAACCAAAGAUACCAAUAAUAAUGUGGCAUAUUGGGAUGUAUUAAAGGCAUGUAAAGUUGAAGAUCUGGGCAAAGUGGAUUUUGAAGAUGAAAUUAAGAAAAGAUUUAAGAUGGUAUAUGUACCAAAUUGGUUCUCAGUAGACUUAAAAACAGGGAUGUUGACAAUUACUUUGGAUGAGAGUGACUGUUUUGCUGCUUGGGUUUCUGCAAAAGAUGCUGGCUUUAGCAGCCCUGAUGGGUCAGAUCCAAAAUUGAACUUAGGAGGACUUUUACUCCAGGCCCUCCUAGAAUAUUGGCCUAGGACACAUGUGAAUCUAAUAGAUGAAGAAGAAAAUGAAGUAAACCAUGUAAAUGGGGAGCAGGAGAACCGAGUACAGAAGGGAAAUGGCUAUUUCCAGGUGCCCCCACACACUCCUGUGAUCUUUGGUGAAGCUGGAGGUCGCACCUUGUUCAGGCUGCUCUGCCGAGACUCGGGGGGUGAGACUGAGUCUAUGCUUCUGAAUGAGACAGUGCCACAAUGGGUAAUUGACAUCACUGUGGAUAAAAAUAUGCCCAAAUUCAACAAAAUUCCUUUCUACCUCCAACCUCAUGCAUCUUCAGGAGCAAAAACCUUAAAAAAAGAUAGACUCUCUGCUAGUGACAUGCUUCAAGUCCGGAAAGUAAUGGAACACGUCUAUGAGAAAAUCAUCAACUUGGAUAAUGAGUCUCAAACCACUAGCUCUUCUAAUAAUGAAAAACCAGGAGAACAGGAAAAAGAAGAGGAUAUUUCUGUGUUGGCAGAGGAGAAAAUUGAACUUUUGUGCCAGGACCAGGUUUUGGAUCCAAAUAUGGACCUUCGAACAGUGAAACACUUCAUAUGGAAGAGUGGUGGUGACCUCACCCUCCAUUACUGUCAGAAGUCCACGUGAAGGGUGGGUGAACGGUCCUGGGUAUUCAUUUACUGACCUUCCUCUAUGGCCCCAAGAGUAGUCCUAGGAAUCCCAC